Messenger RNA from Phyllotreta striolata, 2562 nucleotides. The record is from the annotation of a GenBank genome assembly. Lineage: Eukaryota; Metazoa; Arthropoda; Insecta; Coleoptera; Chrysomelidae.
GUCGAGUUGUGUCGACGAUUGUGUGUCAAGAACAGAACGCGCUGUCGUCUAAAUAAAGCUUGUAAAAUCCUAGUUUGGUGUAAAAAUAUGUAAAUAAAUAGAAAAUAACGUUAGUGUUAGUGUGAACCAAAGAUAUUUCAACUUAUUUUUUACGUUUUAUAGGAACUAACAAUAAUAUAUCUAAACACCGAAUGUUUCGUUCUGAUGGCGCUAUGGCCGCUAAAACAGGGGAAAAAUAAUCCGCCUUAACCUCAUUUGCUCAUUUGUAAACAACGUUUUUGGAAACCACUCCGGAACAUUAAAAAGAAAUGUGGCUUUUUUUAAACAAUUUACUCCAAUAACAACAACAAACAUCACACCAGAAACAGCAAUCAGAAGUAAUCAUAAUCAUGGCAAAAGUUAAAAAGGUUAUGACAGCAACACAUUUUGACAGACAAAUAAUUUUUAUAUUCUAAUGUUUUAUUUUGUUGCUUGUUCACGAUGAAUGUUAAACAAGAAAGGCACGAUGAAGCAGAGAUUAGAGAGCUCGCUGCAAAAUUCAUGGAAGCGAGCAAAGCGAAAAUGGCUAUACCUCAGAGACCUGCACAGCAAUCUGGUCAAAAUCUAAACAUUUUAAGUUUUUUUGGAAGUGAUAAAUCAAAAACGAAAAGUAAUUCACCGAGCGAAAUUGACACGAAAAACAUAGAUGAAGAAUCGGUUAAGGGAAGGUUCGGUUGGACUAUAAUGGGUAAGAUACAUAUUCCUUACAUUACUCGAUCAGGAGAGAGUUACUGUGCUGUUAGGAUGGUGGAAAUGAAAGUGUUAAAUAAGUUGUUAAAUUAUCUCCAUCAAGAUCUUUAUAAUUGUACUAAUAUUAGAAGUUACUACAUUACUGAAGCAGAGGCAAGACUUUUAAAUGAAAUCAACUUUAAACAUUGUGACUAUCAAUUCGGUCGUGAACAAUUUACUUCGAGAGAUCUUAUAGUUAGACUGACUGAUGCUAAUGAAUUUUAUCAAUUCUUAGGACACUGUUAUGCGAAACUUGUAAAUACAGCUGAUGCUGAAAACUUAGAACGAUGUGGUUUUAUUAGGAUUAAUAAAGAAUCUGUGGUUCCUUAUACAGUGUAUAACGAUCAAAAGUACGUACCCUUAUUUUAUUUUGAAGGUGAAACGGACAAUCUUAAGCAACGUGCGGAUAAGUUAGAAGGUUGGGACUUGUCGUAUUUAAAGUUUUGUUGUAAGGUUCAAGGAAUUCGAAAUGAAUUAUUUGCACAUGACUCUUGUUCAGUGAUUAGUUUAAAUGAUAUCAAAAACUACUUUCCACCUGGUACAAUAUUCGAGGAUUAUUGGCCAAAGAAGAACCUGGAUUCACAGUUGUUAAUUAGCAGAAAUUCUAAUCAACAACAAAUUGUGCAAUGGACUAGACAACCUGUGGCACCUCCGAUAUCGGCCCAUCCUCCACCAUCGCCAAAACCAGCUACCCAAGCAAAAGCAGCCAAUAAUAGUCACAUGCAUAAUGUUCAUGUUUUUCCAACUUUCGGAAUGGCAGGCGGACAACCUACUUAUCACACGACCCAACCUAGAGCAGCAAGCAGUGCAGUUAGAGCUACAUAUCCAUCACCAGCUACUAGAAUGAGACCUUAUUUUCCCACAAUGGGACAAGCACCUCCACCUCUAGUUAGAACCAAUACACCUUCAACUUUUCGAUCGUUUAGCGGAUACCGAAAGGAAGAUAAUUGGCUGGCGCAAUACAAUGCAAAUCAGAAGGCAGCUGGGGGCUACAUGAUCAUCGAACCAAAUAUGAAUCAAAAUAACUAUCAUCAAGCGUCACAGGGAAACUAUCCUCCGCCACUACUCCAUAUGAAUGGAAUAUCAAGGACUGUGGAAUCACUUGAACGAUUCAACAAUCCCGGCACCUCUGGGCAGGUUGAAAAUGGUUUUCACUCGUCGAUUUCGCCAAACUUUCUAGAGACCAACACAGACGCAUCACCAAAUGGUGACUACUACCAGGAGUGCGCGAAUAAUUACAGUGUAAGUAGUACGACUGCCCAAUUAGUGAAUCAAAAUCCAGCCCAUCAACAACCUCGAACGGCAUCGAAUACGCCAUCAGAAGAAAGAAACAGUAUGACGAACGGACGAUCAUUGCUGAAUAGUGUUAGUAGGAGUAAUAGUAAACUUAUACCUUUAUCAGAUACACCGCCUACGAGUACUAAUAGCAUUCCAUAUAAGAUACAAAAAGUGCUAGUUGAAGGUAAAAUGGUUCCUUGUAUUAAUAUGAAACCGAAUAUCUGGACUGACAUGCUAGUGACAUUACCUGAUUUAGUAACGAAUUUCUUCAAUAAUGUUCCUAUACAAUCGUGUCAACAGGUUAUGCAAGUGCUUGGAAUAGAAAUAUACAAAGCUAAUAAUUCGCAGUUGCGGCUGUUAAUGGAGAAUGGUAGGUGUGGAAAUGCCAGUGAAACAGUACCCUUAGUGCAAGUUAGGAAUGUAAUUGACUUCAUGCCUCAGCUGAAGUACAUGAUGAGUAGCAUGUUAGCGUCGGAUGUAACAGCGUCAAAAAGGCUAAGGAACAGCUAGGAGUGG